Messenger RNA from Cynara cardunculus var. scolymus (artichoke), 684 nucleotides. RefSeq names its product ribosomal L1 domain-containing protein CG13096-like. Bases 1 to 684 code for a protein of 227 amino acids. The transcript has 2 exons. NCBI's taxonomy places the organism in Eukaryota, Viridiplantae, Streptophyta, Magnoliopsida, Asterales, Asteraceae. The record is from RefSeq and is a predicted model, not a curated record.
AUGAACCAAGUCCAUAAGGACAUGCUUUUCCAGGAUGACCUUUCUUCUAACCUCUCAGUUGUCAAAGUUGAAGUCAAUGAUGUGAAGGAAUUACUAUCUACGAUGCAAGCCGAUGUCCGCACCAAUGCUGAGGCCAUCUCUACUCUCAACGACAAAGCCGAUAAAGCACAGACUCAGCUUACCAGGCAUGAUCAAGUGCUCGAACUUGAUCUUCUUCAAACUCAGUCUCUGGCCGAGCUAGAACAGCGAUUGGAUAUAAUUGUUAAAAGUCUUGAUGAUCUCAUCUCUCGUUAUGUUGAUGACAAAGAGGGGGAGAAAGACUUAGCUGCUGAUGUCGCUAUAACACCAGCUGAUGAUGAUGCUCAAGAUGUAAGAGCUGAAGCAAAUGAAGCUGCUUCUAAAGUUGUAGAUGUUGUCACUUCUCGUGAAGCUGAAGCUGCUGCUGAAGCUGAGGAAAAUGAUGAUGUCGUCAGAGCUGAUGCUCAAGACGAAGAUCAUCCUGUCACCUCUACAACUAAUGCUGGUGAUAAGGAUGAAGAAAAUGAUGAUGAUGAUGAUGAAGAUGAUGAUGAUUCUCCUUCCUUUCCUGAUGCUGAAAAAGAUCUUGAUGUUGAUGAUGAUGAUGAAACGACGAUGACGACGAAUUCACUAUUCAAUACCACACCAAACCAGCUACCGCUCUAA